Molecule: messenger RNA, 411 nt
Organism: Colletotrichum karsti
Lineage: Eukaryota; Fungi; Ascomycota; Sordariomycetes; Glomerellales; Glomerellaceae
Exons: 1
Coding region: 1-411 (136 amino acids)
Source: RefSeq, a predicted model, not a curated record
AUGUCCGGAGCCAGAGCCGUAGUCAAGACCCUGGACCACCUCGUGCUCACCUGCGCGAGCGUCCCAAAGACCGUCUCGUGGUACAGCACGUACCUCGGGAUGAAGGCGGAAACCUUCACGUCGCCGCUGGAUCCCUCGGUGCAGCGGACGGCGCUCAAGUUCGGCCCGCACAAGAUCAACCUCCACCAGCAGGGGAAAGAGUUCGAGCCCAAGGCGAAGACGGCACUCCCGGGCACCGCAGAUCUGUGCUUUCUCGUUCAGGACGGCACGAACCUGGAGGAGCUGAUUAAGGGAUUCCGGGCCGAUGGGAUUCAAGUCCUGGAAGGCGAGAAGGUGGUCGCGAGGACCGGUGCGCAGGGGCCUAUCCAGAGCAUCUACGUGCGGGAUCCUGACGGCAACUUGAUUGAGUAA